CGUUCAUCUCUCCUGCAUUACUCACAAUGGCUGCUACCGACUUCAAGGCCAACUUUAUUGAGACGGCGAUCAACACCGGGGUCCUCCUCUUCGGCGAGUUCACCCUCAAGUCUGGCCGGUGAGUAGGUGCGACCUGCCGCCGUCGUCGAAUGUCCAGGCUGACGGCCAGCAAGUCCCCGUACUUCUUCAACGCCGGGCUCCUGUACGACGGCGCUCUUCUCUCCGCGACCGCCGACGCGUUUGCCGGCACGCUUUCCGCGAUCCCCGAGUUCGAUGUCCUCUUCGGCCCCGCGUACAAGGGCAUCCCCCUCGCGGCCGUCACCUGCGUCGCUCUCGCGAACAAGGGCAUCAACAAGGUCUACUGCUACAACCGCAAGGAGAAGAAGGACCACGGCGAGGGCGGCACGCUCGUCGGCGCGCCCAUGGCGGACAAGAAGGUCGUGAUCAUCGACGACGUUAUGACGGCCGGCACGGCGAUUCGCGAAGCCAUCGCCAUUCUUAAGGAGCAGCCGGGCGCACAGCUCGUUGGUAUCGUGCAGCUCGUCGACCGCCAGGAGCGCGGCAAGGGCUCGACCUCGACCAGCCAGGAGGUCGCUGCCGAGUUUGGCGUUCCAGUUCUUCCCAUCAUCUCCAUCGGGGACAUUAUCACGUACCUCAAGGCCCGUGGGGGAUACGAGGAGCAGGUCAAGGCUAUCGAGGCGUACCGCGCCGAGUACGGCGUUGUCGCCUGAGGCAGCUGGUGUCCGAGGCGUCGAAGCCAAGCGCGGCCGGGAUGUGAAUUGAGCGGGAGAUAGGAUCCCCCAUGGUGCCAGAUCUUGGGUAAUUGCGCGCUGAAGGCCAGAUUAGAGCAUCUCAUCAUGUACUUUAUACAAUGCAUUGCGCGUCUCUUGGG
Messenger RNA from Cutaneotrichosporon oleaginosum, 892 nucleotides. RefSeq lists its product as uncharacterized. NCBI's taxonomy places the organism in Eukaryota, Fungi, Basidiomycota, Tremellomycetes, Trichosporonales, Trichosporonaceae. The record is from RefSeq and is a predicted model, not a curated record. Gene Ontology annotation, cellular component: cytoplasm. Gene Ontology annotation, molecular function: orotate phosphoribosyltransferase activity. Gene Ontology annotation, biological process: pyrimidine ribonucleoside biosynthetic process; pyrimidine nucleotide biosynthetic process; 'de novo' pyrimidine nucleobase biosynthetic process.